Messenger RNA from Striga hermonthica, 921 nucleotides. The record is from the annotation of a GenBank genome assembly. NCBI's taxonomy places the organism in Eukaryota, Viridiplantae, Streptophyta, Magnoliopsida, Lamiales, Orobanchaceae.
AUGGUAAGUGGGCUUUCGAGAAAUCUUUCAAUACUGUCUUUUGAUGAAGGGUACUCACAUCUUUUCGGAGAUGGCAAUUUGAUGGUCCUUGAGGAUGGGAAAUCGGUCCACAUUUCGUUGGAUGAUAGAACAGGUUCUGGAUUCGUGUCUCAGGAGGUUUAUCUUCAUGGGUAUUUCAGUGCUUCGAUUAAGCUCCCCGCAGAUUACACUGCUGGUGUGGUGGUUGCCUUCUAUAUGUCAAACGGUGACAUGUAUGAGAAAAACCAUGACGAGAUAGAUUUUGAAUUCUUGGGCAACAUAAGAGGAAAACAUUGGAGAGUGCAGACAAAUAUAUACGGUAACGGAAGCACAAAUGUCGGCAGGGAAGAAAGAUACGGCCUUUGGUUUGAUCCAACUGAGGAGUUCCAUCAAUACAGUAUCCUCUGGACUGAAAAUGUGAUUCUCUUUUAUGUCGAUAAUGUUCCCAUAAGAGAGGUUAAAAGGACAUCAACAAUGGGCGGGGACUUCCCAUCGAAGCCCAUGUCUUUGUACGCCACCAUAUGGGACGCGUCGGAUUGGGCCACAAACGGGGGCAAGUACCGGGUCAGUUACAAGUACGCCCCUUACAUUGCUCAGUUUUCCGAGUUUGUUCUCCACGGGUGCGCGGUGGACCCAGUCGAGCAGACAAAAUGCGACAGUGCCCUCGAGUUUGCCUCGGUGCCCUCUGGCAUGACACGUCAGCAGAGGGCGAGGAUGUCGGGCUUUCGGAACAAACACAUGCAGUACUCUUAUUGUUAUGACCAUGCACGUUACAAGAUUCCCCCGCCCGAGUGUGUAGUGCUCUCCAAGGAGGCUGACCGGCGCAGAAGGUUCGAUCCCGUCACGUUUGGCCGUGGCAGGCGGCACCACCGCCUGGCUCGGGCCCACGUCUCGUCCCUGUGA